Molecule: messenger RNA, 1305 nt
Organism: Apis dorsata (giant honeybee)
Lineage: Eukaryota; Metazoa; Arthropoda; Insecta; Hymenoptera; Apidae
Product: zinc finger protein 106
Exons: 6
Coding region: 216-914 (232 amino acids)
Molecular function (GO): protein binding; RNA binding
Source: RefSeq, a predicted model, not a curated record
UAAUAAAUAAUUAUUUAUAAGAAUUAAUUAAUAAUAUAAAUAAAUAUAUCUUUUAGGUUUUCGAGAAUUCAUUUCUAGCUGCAAGUGAAGAUGGUAGAAUAUAUAGAUAUAAUCAAGCAUCUAAUGGAAUAUUAAACAUUUAUAAAGGUCAUAAAGCAGCAGUUACUUGUUUAUAUGUAUAUAAUGCAAACAGUAUAGAUAUUAAUAAAGAAUGGAUGUUUUCCGGUUCAUUGGAUGGAACUUUACGAUGUUAUAAUAUAAUGACUGGAAUACAAAUAAGAGAUACAGCAGAUAUAAAUAGUCCAAUACAAUGUAUGGAUGAAGCAUGGGGAAUAAUUUUUAUUGGUACUAAAUCAGGUCAUGUAUCACGUUACCAUAUAAAGUCAGGUGUAAUUAAAGGAAAUAGCAUACAAUUCUCAGAUAAAUCUGUGUUAGCUUUAAAAGCAACUAAUGAGGGUCCACGACGAGUUCUUAUUGUAGCAUCGCGUAAUCAACCGAUAACAAUACGAGAUGCUCAGAACGGCCUAUUUCUUCGCACAAUUUGUGGUCAAAAAAGCCACACAGUAUAUAGUUUGAUGCGUGAUUAUAAUUUGAUUUAUUGUGGUACGAGUAGUACGUCUAUACCUGUAUUUGAUUUUACGAAUGGUGAACAAACAAUGCAAUAUAAUGCUGGUGUAGGAAUCGUAUGCAUGCGUUUAUAUAAACAAUUAUUAUUUGCUGGUUGUUAUGAUGGAAAUAUUUAUGUAUUUGAUACAAAGGAUCAUCGACUUAUAUGUAAUAUUCCUGGACCUGGUAAUAUGUUAUUAAGUAUGGAAGUCAUAGAUAAUAAGAUUAUAGCUGGUAGCAAAGAUAAACGUUUGCAAUCAUGGCAAAUGCCUCGACAAGUACUAUCUUUAUUAUUGAAUCAAAUUUGAACUGAUAGAUCCUAAUCUAGUCGUGCUCCUAGGAAAAAAUUUUAAAUUUGGAGUACAAUCUAUUUACAAUGACCGUCUAUAAAAUAUUUGUACAGAUUCAAAAUAUUUGAUCUGUAAUAUAUAUAAUUUUAUUUAAGAAACAAUGCACAUAAAUAAUAUAAAUAUGUUUGUACAGGAAAUUAGAUAAAUUAUUGAUAUUUCACGGUAAAAUACGAGUAUUUAUAGUAAAUUCAAAAAACUUAUUAGAGUCUUACUCUUUAUUCUAUUUUAACACUUCACAAUUCGCACUACUGGGAAUAAUAAAUUUCCUGUGCCUUGUGCGGAAUAUAAAUUACUUUUUUUUUAUAUUUUAUAUUCUUCAAUAAAAAAUACAAAAAACGUAAUUUUAAUU